AUGGAACAGACCCAACAGACCCUCGGCGAGCUCAAGGACAAGAUCGUCGACACUGUCAACUCCACCAUCAACCAGGCCCACCAGACCGUCGACAACAUCCUCGCCGACCAGCGCAUGGCCAACGCCCGCGAGUUCGUCGCCACCGAAGCCACCGUGGCUGCCGGCUACAAGGACCAGCUCGUGGGCGGCGUCAAGGAGACCAUCGGCCACCUCGUCGGCGACAAGGCCAUGGAGCGCCAGGGCCGCGAGCAGAAGCGCGAAGGCCAGGCCGUCGUCGGCUCGGCCGAUCAGGAGUCGGAGGAGAACCGCGAGGUCGUCGCCGACACCCUGAUCAAGAGGCACGCGCUCAUGGCCCAGGUCGAGCGCACCGGCGGCGUCGACCGCGCCCACCUCAACCACGUCGACGCGCCCGAGGCCGACAACCACAUUGCCGAGCUCCUGCGCCAGGAGCAGUUCAAGCUCAAGCAGUUCAACAAGGAGCCGCUGCUCGAGGAGAUUCGUGAGCAGAAGACCAUGAAGCCGCUGGUCCACGUCGAGCCCGAGGAGAAGGGCCUCCUCCGCUCGGUGCCCCUCGGCGAGAAGGACAUCACCGGCGACUUGAAGAGGAACUCGGCCGACGAGCUCAAGAAGGAGAUCGCCCAGGCCGACCUGCGCAAGCUCAACCAGGUGAGCGACGACCAGAUCAACGAUCGCUCGGGCGCGCGGCUCGACGUGCUCAAGAGCUUGAGCGCGGCCCAGGCCAAGCGCGACGAGGUGGUCAAGCAGAUCGGCAGCGGACUGGCCGCGACCGAGGUGUCGCUCAAGCACGUCGAGACCGAGGACAAGGCCAAGCCCGACCUCAGCGCCGCCGCGGGCACCAAGACCAAGAAGCUCAACAAGGCCCAGCUGCUGGACGAGGUGAGGCAGGGCGCCGAGCUCAAGCACGUCGAGACCGCGGACAAGGCCAAGCCGGCCAUCGGCGACGAUGUGAGCCUCAAGACCUGGAACAAGGAGGGCUUCCUGGCCGAGGUCCGCCAGGGCGCUGACCUGCGCCAGAUCUAA
This is a messenger RNA of Acanthamoeba castellanii str. Neff, 1041 nucleotides long. RefSeq names its product WH2 motif domain containing protein. The transcript has a single exon. Lineage: Eukaryota; Discosea; Longamoebia; Acanthamoebidae. Gene Ontology annotation, molecular function: actin binding. The record is from RefSeq and is a predicted model, not a curated record. Bases 1 to 1041 code for a protein of 346 amino acids.